This is a messenger RNA of Dentiscutata heterogama, 948 nucleotides long. The record is from the annotation of a GenBank genome assembly. Lineage: Eukaryota; Fungi; Glomeromycota; Glomeromycetes; Diversisporales; Gigasporaceae.
AAUUCAGAGAUUUUCUGUUGGCAUUACGACGUGAAACCGGAUGGAAAUGUCGAUCCCAGUAAGGAUAUCCAGGGAGAGUUGAAGCGUAAGAAUGUCUUAAUUCAACGCCAUACGUUAGAAGAAACAGCAGGACAUUUCAAUAUUACAUCAGAUCAGCUGAAAGAAACUCUUUCAGAAUCUCUGAAGGAGCUUGCAAAAUAUCGGGUUGAAAAAAGACCUAAACCACAUCGUGACGAUAAAAUUUUGGCAGCAUGGAAUGGCUUGAUGAUUACUGGCCUUGCUAGGGCUUACGACUCGCUACGUGAUAAAAAAUUUUUGGAUCUUGCAGAAAGUGCAGCAAAAUUUUUGAAAGAAAAAAUGUAUAUUCUUGAGAAGAAAGUUUUGUUAAGAAGCUUUAGAGAAGGUCCUGGUGAUGUUGAAGGAUUUGUUGAUGAUUACAGUUACCUGAUCGAAGGAUUGAUACACCUUUAUCAAUCUUCUUCUAAUGAAUCGUAUCUUUCAUGGGCUAUUGAUUUGCAAGAUCGACAAAAUCAAUUAUUUUAUGAUGAACAAUCUGGAGGGUAUUAUAAUGUUAAAGAAGGUACCAAAGACAUAUUAUUGAGACUGAAGGAUGAUCACGAUGGCGCAGAGCCUUCAGCGAAUUCUGUCUCGGUUAGCAACUUAAUUUUGCUUGGUAACAUUGCUAAUAGCCUUGAUUAUAACGCUAAAGCUGAACAGACAUUGAAAUAUUUUGCGGGGAGAUUAAACUCAAUUCCAUAUUCAAUGUCUGCAAUGGUUGCCAGUUUGAUGUUACAUAUAAAAGGCGUUAAGCAGAUAAUGGUUGUGGUGUUUCAACAUCUGUUGCCAAAAUACAGUAUACUUAUAAAAGUAUAUCGAGGUACCAGAUCAAUUAUAUUUAAUGAAAGUGAAGAACCCAUCGAGAAUGCUGAAGGAUUACAAUCAAUAUAG